CCGCUGGCCGUUGAUGAGCAAAAUUCGAAAAUUCGUGAGUGCGCGCGCGUUUCUUCUUUAAUUUUUAGAUUAGAGUGCACGGGGUUCGAUUUCUUUAAUUUCGUUGUGUAUUAUUUGCCUUUAACAUUUCUAUUGUUCACUCAUAUUGAACAUGCCUCCUUUCCUCCUUGUACGCAUUCGAUCUGACCUAUAGAUAAAUCAAACCGAAAAAAAUUGUCAAUGGGCAAAACAACAAAACAGCACAACCACCCGUAUAAGAUGGUAAUAAACGAAAACUGAAAAAUGUACAUCAUCAACAAAAUCUAAUAAAAUAAGAACAACAACAUCGAGAAUUCAAGAAUUUGCCCGUAUGCCGAUGAAGUUUUUGUUGUUGUUUGAGUAUGUGAGCGUAUGUUAAAAACACUGCUGUUGAGAAUACUACCUACGGCGAAAGUAAUGCGAAAACAAAUAAUAACAACAACAACCAAUGUUAAUAAAACAAAAUAGCUAGCAGUCAGUCGGUAUUCAGUGUUCAUUCAAAUAGUCGAAUAGAAUCAGGUGAAAAAUUAUUUUAAUUUGUGAAAACGAAUACAAAAACAAAAAAUAGUCGCAAACAGACCUAGGAAAUCUAUGUUAAUUAAGUGCAAAAUGUUCAAAACAAACAACAAAAGAUGCUAAGGCCAUCCCAGGGGGCACUGGCUGGCUUGUGAGAGAGAGCAAACACAGAACUGCAAAACACACAACGAAAACCUUAAAAUGUAGCUAACAACAAUAACAAAUUUAAUUCAAUUCAAUUAAUUAAUGAAGUAUAGAAAAUAGUCGAGAGAAAAGCGAAAAAAACAAAACAAAAAAAAUACAUCUGCAACAAUAAAGGAAAUGAGUUAAGAAAAAAGCAAAAGAAAAAAUAAUAGUCAUCAUCCUUAUUUGCAUAUUGUGUAAAGCAAAAAAUCAUUAAUGCGAUAUUUUUAUUUUCAAUAGUUUGAGUGAAUUUGUGUAAAUCGAAAACAACGGAAUAAUGGAAAGUCAAAAAGAAUAAAUCAUUAAUAACUUGUUUGAAUGGCAUAAAAUUACCUAUGUUCAUAGCGGAUAUAUGCACACACACACACAAAAGCGAAUUUCUUCGAAUGCAAAUUCUCCCCCAAUGGCUAAGUAAUGGCUUAGAAAGCAAAAACAAAAAAUAACGAAGCACAACAAAAGAAUUAAACUCAGCAGCAGUUUGAAGCCCAGGCCAAGUGGCCGAACAACAGCAACCUACCACAAAAGUAUGCAAAAUUACAUCUAAGCCAAGUAACAGCUGCCUCGCGAUAAGUAAACUACACAGAGCUCAAACAUUCCUACAGCCGGCCGUUAGCCAUAGCCGCAUUUCGGAACCCCUAGUUAACGUUAAUGUUAACAUUUUAUUUUCAUUUUUCUUUUGCGCUUCUGGACCGGCUAUACAUAUUGCAGAACUUGUUUCUUGUUUCUCUCCUUAAGCCAAGUUAAGCACAAAAUUCUGUGAGACCACACAAAAGGGAAAAAGGCGAAAAACAAGAAAAUAACAAAAAAGAAGAAACUUCCAAGUUCGCCAAAAACGUGAACAGCGAAGCGGCAUAAAUAAAGGCACAGACGGUCACAAAGUGACUUCCCAAGAGGCACCUAAAAUAACAACAGAACAGCCACAACAACAACAAGGACAAAUAUGACAACCUCACAAGCGGACAUAAACACAAACUCAAAUAGUUCAACGACUACUGCCACAGCCAAUAACGGCGGCGGCAUGAACUGUGUGGACAAUGUGGGAGGUGGUGGUGGCGGCGGUUUAGUUGGUACUGGCGGCACUUCCAACAAAUCUGUGAACAAUAACAAUGGCUCGAACAUGGGCAACAAUGCUACCCUCAGUGAAAUGGGCAAACGUAAAAAACUGAAAUCUCGCAAUAGUCCAGCCACAACAUUGCCAGCAUCUAUUUUGAAUAGCGGCAUCGGUGGUGGAGGUGGCGGUUACUCCAAGGAUCAUUUGGAUGCCUGGCUGGAGACUUGCCUGAAAGAUGCCUCGGCCACCCAGUUAUCUUCAUCAUCAGAAUUUUUAGAUUAUAAUCCUACAAACACAGCAACGGUAACAACUUCAACAUCCAUGUCAGCCAAUAAUUUAAAUCAGAAGAAUCUCUUCUCGUUGCCGCAAAUGCAGCAGCAGCAAUCCGUCUUCAAUAUGGCCAAUAUGAGUCAACAACAACAACAACAGCAAUCGCUGAAUAAUCAACAGCAGCAAUUUGCCAUGCGAACAACAAAUCCCAUGAACAGCAGCAGUCUGCCAAAUAGCAAUAGUAGUUUUAAUUUCCCCUUUAGUCAAGGUUAUCAAAGACCUAUGCCAAACUUUAUGAAGCCCUCCUCUGCAAGUUCAUUUAGUAAUCGUUAUUCCAUGAUGUUUCCUUCCAUUGGCACUGGUGGUAACGGUGGCGGCUAUUAUCCACAAAACGAUGGCUCCCAAGAUUUUGCCAGCCUACCACCCAUGGUUAAUAUAAUGGGAGGAAGUGGUGGCAAUUCUUCCGAACAUGAAAAUAAUUCCACAGAUGUUUUAGAUGGCAGUGCCAGUAAUCCUAACAUAAGUCGAGGUUUUAGAUUUAGCGAUCCAUGUUUAUUGAAUCCUUCGGAUAAUGAUUCAAAAGUUAGUGGCCAAAAUACUCCCGAUCGUCGCAAUAAUCUACCCAAUGAUAUGGAUCAAAAUAAUAAAUUCUUCAAUGUUCUCAUGGAACAGAUACAACUAUUGCAUGAGACCAACACAAAAAUAUGUCGCGAUUUACAUGAGGCAAAAGGUGCUUAUACGCCAGGCAUUAUGACCGAUGUGGUAAGAGAAGUGAAAGAGGCGGCAAGAGUACGCGAGGAUGCUCUUUUGAAUCGUGUUAAGGCUUUGGUCGAAGAACGUCAAUGGUCCAUGAAUGAAUCAAACUUACGCAUGAUGAGAGAUAUUGAGGAAUUAAAGUCACAAGUUCAUCAUUUGCGCUCUGAUCGCAAGGAAACCAAUAAACGUCUUAACCAUUUGGAGGCUGAGAAUAAAUACAUGCGCCAAAUGUUGGCUGCUCUAUAUCACAAUCGCAAUGCUGUCCCCGAUAUCAUUUAUGAAAACGAAACUUUACGCCCUCGAAAAUCUUUUGGGCAUCAUUCACGUCGUAAUCAACCUACUUUAAACUUACACUACGGCACUGUGCAUCAUCAGACGCAGGCCACUUCGUCACUAGACGAGCAAGAGGAGGAACCUUUGCACAUUGUAGAAACACCCUCCACCACAUCGACGGCGGACAUUGCCCACAUAAACAAUCAAAGGCCUCCGGAUAUGCGGCAUUCCUUUUCUAGCUCGGAUGGUGGCAGCAUAAAUGGUGCCACUACCACAACUUCAGGAAAAAUUUCCGGGCCCAUUAUGUCUCCGCCCAAUUUUGCAUUGAUUUCCUCUGCUUCUGAUGAGGCGGCAGCAAAACGCAAAAAAGAAAAGACCACAAAGAAAUUGUCAUCGGAUGAAAAUGAUGCAGCAGUUUCGGAGUUGCCGGUAAUAACCAAUGUCACUUCACAUGAUCUACGACGCGAGUUAAACGACGCUGUGGCUGCCCGCCAAGAUGCGGACGAUCGUAUUAUAGCUCUUGAGAAAUUGGUUAAAACUCUGCAAGUAAAUUCAACUCAUCCCCCAUCCUCCAUGGCUACCACCACCAAUACCAAUAUCACCACCACCUCAACUUCCACCAAUACCACUACUACUAGCAAUAUAGAAAGUCAACAUAGAAAACCACAUCAUCAACAACAUCAUUUGGCCAAUGGUGAUGGUGGUGGCGUUCAUAGUAGAACCAAAAGUAGUCAUACUAGUGGAGUAACCAGUGGUGGUGGACUUAACAAAACUAAUAAACGUACCGGAAGUAGCACAACAACAGCAACAUCCUCCCAUGCUACCGGUAGAAAUAAAUGGACAAAUCAACAGCAGCAGCACCAUCAAAACAGUGCAUCCUCAACGGCCCAUAGUUCACCCGUUAAAAUGAGUGUUGCUGGACCCAUAACGGAUUUAUAGUUCGAAACUCCCAGAACUCCUAUAAGGAAACCGCCACGCAAGAAAAAGCCUGGCAUACGAAUAUCACAUUUUUGAAGGAAUGAUUAAAUUGGGUAAUGAUGAUAUGGGUUCUCUUUUGGACUUCCCCCCCUUCAUCUCUAGUGAAAUGAAUAACGAAGCAACGAACGAACAAAUACACGAAAGGAUAUUUUAUUCGUAUAUGGUAUUAAAGAAAGUGAGAUAUAAGUGUUGUAACACAAUUGUUAUUAACAAUUAAUAAGUAUGUAGUUAUCAGUGAACCUUAUUGUUACUACAAUGGUGUCUAUGCGUAUUUGUUUUUUGUUUUAUCAGUUUAAAUAUUGGAUAAUACAUCUUCUGAAUCUAACAAAUCUUCUAUUUGUCAUUUGAAUACUUUUUCAAUAAAUGGAUUCAAUUCUUUUGAAGAUCAAUAGUGAAAUAGUUUUUUUUACGAUUUAAGUCCUUUCUAAACAGAGAAAAUUGCAGUAACAUUAUAAUAUUAUGAUUGAAACCCUGUUUAAUUCAUUUUGAAUUCAAAUGAUAUUGUAUAGAAAACCUUUUAAUUUGAAGUUGAAGAUGUGUUACUUACAUCUUACAGUAUCCCAUGUUUAUCAGAUGUUUUGUAUUAUCUUAUAUUUCCUAGGUUUUUGUUAUCUCUGAAAAUUUUAACUAAUAUUUCACAAUGUAAAAGUAAUGAUUAAUCAAUGUUAACAACAAGCCCUUAUUCUUACACAACCAUUAAGCAACAUGCAAUAAUUCCAGUACCGCCCUUUAAAUAUCAGCAAUAGACUUUUGAAACAACUUAAAA
Messenger RNA from Stomoxys calcitrans (stable fly), 4811 nucleotides. Its product is annotated as myb-like protein AA. The record is from RefSeq and is a predicted model, not a curated record. The transcript is spliced from 8 exons. The coding region runs from base 1658 to 4006 and encodes 782 amino acids. NCBI's taxonomy places the organism in Eukaryota, Metazoa, Arthropoda, Insecta, Diptera, Muscidae.